AUGGCUAAGAAAGGGCCUUACAUUCCUCCUGCUCCAAAGGAAAUACAAAAGAGGUACUGGGCGUUCUUUGCGUUAUUUGGUGGAUUGUACACGACAAUUGUUAUGUCUGUUCCAUUUUACAGAAAGUAUGUCUUAGGAGAAGAUGAAUAUGGUAUACGAAGAGGGGAGAUUUUGCCUAAUGGUCAGAUAAGGAUCUUUUCUGAAUAUGAGAUCCAAGAAAGAGAGAGAGAAAGAAAACAAAAAAGCUGGCUCUACCAGCUUUUUGGAAAUAACGAUAAAUGA
This is a messenger RNA of Saccharomycopsis crataegensis, 282 nucleotides long. RefSeq lists its product as uncharacterized. The coding region runs from base 1 to 282 and encodes 93 amino acids. The transcript has 3 exons. NCBI's taxonomy places the organism in Eukaryota, Fungi, Ascomycota, Saccharomycetes, Ascoideales, Saccharomycopsidaceae. The record is from RefSeq and is a predicted model, not a curated record.